AUGCCGACAUCUACAAUUACACAGCAAGAGCAGUCGGUUCGCCUGAUCAACGAAGAUCAAUUACCUCCACUACCACCAGCGGCAAACGACGCAUCGUUCCAAGGUCUGGCUCGUGGAGGCCGAAAUGGCACUCUGAAACUCCGUGGUAUUCCCACAUUCUCAAACCUGACUGAGAAACGCAAGUGGAUGAAGGAGCAUAUGGCUGCUGCAUUCCGGUACUUUGGCAAACUAGGAUAUGGAGAAGGUGUUUCCGGGCACAUUUCGAUGCGAGACCCGAUCCUCAAAGAUCAUUUCUGGAUGAACCCGUUUGCCAAACAUUUCUCGACCAUCAAGGCUUCGGAUCUCGUUCUUCUAGAUGCCGAUGGAUUCGUAGUCGACGGUGGAGCUCAGUUGCCUGUAAAUGAAGCUGGAUUUUUGAUUCAUUCAGAGAUUCACAAAGCACGUCCAGAUGUUGUGGCUGCGGCGCACACUCACGGUAUUCAUGGAAAGACGUGGAGUUCAUUUGGAAAGCCAAUCGAGAUGCUUACACAAGACGCAUGCAACUUCUUCGGCAGAGUGGGUGUUUACGAAGACCAUGGCGGCAUUGUUCUGUCGGCAGAGGAAGGAAAGGCGAUUGCUAGGGCAUUAGGAAAGGAAAACAUUGCAUGUAUCUUGCAAAACCAUGGCCUCCUGACCGUCGGCCGGACUGUUGAUGAAGCAGCGAUCCUCUACUCCAUGCUAGAGAAAGCUUGCCAGUCACAGCUUCUUGCUGAAGCAGCCGCAGCCAAUGGCCUUCCAAAGAAGAUCAUCAAGGAUGAUGCGGCCAAAUUCACCGCUGAAGCUGCCCAGAAUCCUCACAAUUUCUAUACGGAGUUCCAGCCUGAAUUUGAUCUGCUCGUUGAAGAGACCAACGGAAGGUUCCUUCUGUAA
Messenger RNA from Penicillium digitatum Pd1, 909 nucleotides. Its product is annotated as class II aldolase/adducin domain protein. Gene Ontology annotation, cellular component: cytoskeleton. The record is from RefSeq and is a predicted model, not a curated record. Lineage: Eukaryota; Fungi; Ascomycota; Eurotiomycetes; Eurotiales; Aspergillaceae. Gene Ontology annotation, molecular function: actin filament binding.